AUGGCGAAUCCACAACUUCAUCUGCUCGAACUCAACGCGAAGACUGGAGAGGUCUUUCUUCGAUUGCGAAAAUUUCCAAACAUCAUCUUGACUCCGCCACGAUGGGAAGACGAACCUCUCCUUAUCCCAUAUCUAAAUGAUCCACGCGUGUGCGACUGGUUGUCCGGUCCACCGUAUCCCUAUACUCUCCAGGAUAGCAAGGACUUUCUUGCACGAAUCAAGCCUCCAGCAGACGAGGUCAUUCAGCAUCUUAAGGAUGCUGACCCAGCUGCAGCCCCGAUAAUUGUCGGGGAAUGCCCUGUAUGGUCGAUCCGGGAGGUCCGAGGUAGCGAAGAAGUGUUCUUGGGGGGCAUUAGUAUCAUCAGAUGCGAAAACGGAGAAUUGAUGGGGCCUAACGGGGUAGACUGGGAGAACAAGAAAAAGAGAGAGGAGGAAAAUAACGCUCUUGCUGUUGGCGACCCAAGUAUCAUUUGGACCAUCGGAGAUUGGUUGGCUCCUUCUCACCAUGGACGAGGGAUCAUGACGGACGUAAUCCGUACUUUGUUGAACGACUGGGCAGUCCCACGUAUGGGUGUCCGCCAUGUGUGGGCUACCGCAUUCACCGGCAACGAAGGGAGCGUCAAGGUGUUCCUGAAGAACGGGUUCAAGCUGGUCACAACGCACGAGAACCACGUCGUCGUGAAGGGAAAGAUGCGGGGUUUGCAUUUGUUGGAAUGGCAGUAUGAAGGAUAG
This is a messenger RNA of Cyclocybe aegerita, 732 nucleotides long. The record is from the annotation of a GenBank genome assembly. NCBI's taxonomy places the organism in Eukaryota, Fungi, Basidiomycota, Agaricomycetes, Agaricales, Hemipholiotaceae.